AUGACGAACUGCAUCUGGCUGCUGGCCCUUGUGGUCGCGAUCAAUGCCCGCUCGCUGCACGUGCCGCAUGGAUACGGUGGUGGCUUGCCACCGCCGCCGCCGCCUCCACCUCAUCUGUUGCCCAAUCCCUACUAUGCACAGCCGUACGGCUAUCCGCCUGCGCCGGCCUAUGGCUAUGGCUAUCAGCCGCAGCCGCUCCUCUACAGUCCGCCCGGCAGCUACUAUGACAGCAUGUACGGCAUACGCAAGCCCUUGCCCGGCGGUGGCAAUCCCGUAGCUGUGGACUAUAACAAUCGCUGCUCGAGGAAUUACGUGGGCAUCAAGCCGCAUCCGGAUCAGCAGCAAUACUAUUAUGUCUGUCGGCCCAACUGUGUCAUCUUUAGCAAAUGCCCCAACCUGGAGAAAUUCAGCUCAAGUACAGGUCGUUGCGUCGAGCGCGUGCAUCCCGAUUAUCCGCCCAUUUGCCGGAAGGAGGGUCGCUUCCCCUACCACCACGACUGCAAGAUCUAUUACAAGUGCGACGAGCGUUUGAUGCCACAUUUGUACAGCUGCCCCUCUGGCACCAUAUUUUCACCACUGGCGAGCAAAUGCAUACCCGGCGAUGAGUGUCCUUCGACGGAGAUCUCCAACAGCGGCAGCUAUAUACCAGAGAACUGUGAGCUCAAGUUUCCCGAGUGCACAGCUGAGGGCACCUUUAGAUCUCCCAAGGACUGUGCAUUGUACUACACCUGCAAGCUGCAGGCCAGCGGAAACUAUUUGCAAACGCGUUUCAAAUGUCCUGGCAGCAACAGCUUCGAUCAGAAACGCAAAAUUUGCCGACCACAUCGUGAAGUCGACUGCCACGCCUACCAGCCCAUCGCAGACAUUGGACCCUACGCACCAAUGACUCCCUACUAUCCGUAUGUCUCCGAGGCGGACUUUGACACAGCGCCAGAGGAAAAGGUACCACAGCAGCCAGAAGCCGGCGCUUUGUCCACGGAAUCUAAAGUGGGCAACAUUCGGGAGCCUGAAGAAACCGUUGUUGUUAUUCUGCCCAAGACGACAACAACAACAACAACCGUUGCGACUCCUCCUAAAUAUCAAGACUAUCCGUCUUAUCCUUCGUAUCCUUCUUACCCCUCGUAUCUCUCCUACCCCAACUAUAACUAUGGCGACCCGCAUUUCGACUCCGAAGCGCUGGUCAAGGAAAACCUAGAGCUGGAAUCACCGGUAAAUAUAGUUAUUAUACCAACAACUCCGAAAUAUUCAUAUAAUAAGCACACCUAUUCCGCCUAUCAGUCAACCGGUUCUUCCGAAGCUCCGACCACAACUCCGAGCCCAACUCGUACACACACAAGUACAAAAGCCCCGACGGUGGCACAUGAACCUGCCUUCAAAAGUAUGAUUCAGAAAAAAAUUGUUAUACUGCCAACGAAAUGCCCAACCAACGAGAAAUCGACCACUGAGGAACCUAUUACCACCAGCACAAAGACAACUGCAACUCCCAAGUCAACAACAACAAACAAUCCCACAACAACCGCAAAACCAACAACUAACACUCCGAAGCCUACAACAUCUACAGCUAGACCAACAACAACUUCACCCAAGCCAACAACAGCCAGUACUCCCACAACUCCGAAACUAACCAAUACAACUCCUAAACAAACAACUAGCACAAGGACAACAACUCCGAAAGUAACUACUACAACUCGUCAACCUACAACAAAAAGCACACCAAAAGUAACAACUGCUAGACCAACUACAACAACUUCGCAGCCAACAACAACUAGAGCUCCAACAACUCUGAUAACAACUAUUUCAACUGAACCAACAACAACCAAAAUAACUACAAGACCAACUACGAUAACAACUUCUAAGCUGACAACAGCUAGCAAGGCAACAUCGACAUCAAAACGUUCCACUUUAACUCCUAAGCCAACAGCAACUAGCAAUCCCACAACAACUGGGAAACCAAUAACUACGACUGCAAAGCCUACAACUUCUACAGCAACAACGGGUAGACCAACAACACCCAAGCCAACAACAACUAGUACUACCAAACCAACCACAUCUGGCACACAUUCAACAACAUUUAAACCAACAAGUUCAACUUCCAAGCCAACAACAACUAGCGCUCCGACAACAACAUCAAGCACCCCCACGACUUCGAAGCCAACCGCAACCCCCAAGCCGACAACAACUAGCAGUGCGACAGCCACCUCUAAGCCAACCCCCACAACUCCCAAACCAACAUCUGGCAACCCCACGACUCUGAAACCAAUCACUACAACUCCCAAGCCAACAACUACCGGGCAAACGGCUACAAGCACUCCAGCAACUCCUAAAUCAACAACAGGCAGUCCCACAACGACUCCUAAGCCAAUAACUACAACUCCUAAAUCAACAUCUGGCACCCCCACGACUCUGAAACCAAUUACUACAACUCCUAAACCAACAUCUGGAAACCCCACGACUCCGAAACCAACCACUACAACUCCUAAACCAAAAACAACUGCCGGACAAACGGCCACAAGCACUCCAGCAACUCCUAAAUCAACAACAGGCAGUCCCACAACGACUCCUAAGCCAAUAACUACAACUCCUAAACCAACAGCUGGCACCCCCACGACUCUGAAACCAAUUACUACAACUCCUAAACCAGCAUCUGGCACCCCCACGACUUCGAAGCCAACCUCAACCUCAAAACCAACGACAAUUAGCGGUCCGACAACAACUACCCUUAAGCCAACAACUACUGUUACAGUUGUGCCAACCUCUGGCACCUCCACGACUCCGAAACCAGCCACUUCAACUCCUAAGCCAACCACUGUGACAUCCACAACUACGCUGCAACCAAGCACUACCCCUAAGCCGACAUCAGCUAGUGCUCCGACAACAGCAACCCCAAAGCCAGCAACAACUGCUGGGCAAACGGCCACAAGCCCUCCUACAACAUUAACAACUCCUAAACAAACCUCUGGCGCGCCCACGACUCUGAAACCAGCCACUACGACUCCUAAACCAACCACUGUGACAACCCCAACCACUCCGAAGCCAAACACAACCCCCAAGCCGACAACAAUUAGCAUUCCGACAACAGCAACCCCUAAGCCAACAACAACUGCCGGACAAACGGCAACAAGCACUCCAACAACAUCAACAACUCCUAAACCAACAACUAAUAGCCCCACAACGACUGCGAAACCAGCCACUACAACUCAAAAGCCAUCCUCUGCCAUCCCCACGACUCCAAGACCAACCACCACAACUCCUACAUCUUCCUCUGACACCCCCACAACUCCGAAACCAAUCACUACAACUACUAAACCAACAUCAGGCACCUCCACGACUCCAAAACCAGCCACUACAACUUUUAAACCAGCUUCUGACACCCCCACAACUCCGAAACAAGUAACUUCAACUCCCAAACCAACCUCUGCUACCCCCACGACUCCGAGACCAACCACCACAACUCCUAAAGUAUCCUCUGAACCCCCUACAACUCCGAAACCAGUCACUACAACUCCUAAACCAACAUCUGGCACCUCCACAACUCCGAAACCAGCCACGACAACACCUAAGCCGACCUCUGGCACGUCUUCGUCUCCGAAACCAGACACUACAACUCCCAAGUCAACAACAAUUAGCACUGCAAGUUCUACAACAACUCGGAGACCAACCACCACAACUCCGAAACCAACAGCUUCGAUAGCGACAACAGCAAAACCAACCACCCAGCCGCCAACACCAAGCACAACGACAACUUCCGGCCAGGACACCACCGUGGCAACUGCAACCAGCACCAAGGUGCCACCUUGUGCGACUGAAGUUUCCAGCGAGAUUAGCCUCGAUUAUAUGAACGAUGAGGCCGUGCCGGAAGUGGAAGGGCAUGUUGAUAGCACCACAGCCAAAUGGACAACGGAGCGACCACUAAAGAAACCGUCUACAAUGUCUAGCUUGGCCGCGGCACAUAUACUCCAAAAGCUAUUCAAGGUGAUAUCUACAACAACCGCAGCGCCAAUAACCAGAGUCACGUUUGCACAGAUGGCCAGGCAUAAUCUGGCCACAUCCAAGCCAUUCAUAGCCGAGUCGCUGAGGCAGUCCAUCAAGCAGCUGGCGGCGAACAAAAGCGAACCAACAAAGCCAACAAAUACCAGCAAAGAUACCGAAGAUUCCGAGUACUACGAUAGCGAAUAUGAUACGGAUGAGCUGGAGAAUGUGCUCGAUAAAGAUAAUCUCAAGAAUACCAAGCUACCUGUUGCCAAGACGCCAACAAUCGCAACAACAACGACUACGAUGUCGACAACUGGCACAAGAUCAGUUGAGAGCACAACCAGAGCCAUGCCCAUCCGCACAAAUGCUGUCAUGGAUCUGCUGGAAACCAGCUCUAGCGUGCCUGUACCGGCCAUAGUCAAUGCCAGCAUCUCCAAGGCAAAUCUGACUGGCGAUGCUGACUACUCCGACAACUAUGUGGAUUCGGACUAUGCCAAUGAUGAGCCCGUCCCUGAGCUAGAUUUGAAUGCCCACAAGAACACGCUAAUUCAACUGCUCAAGCAAAAGCUAAUCUUGGCAAGCACUACCGCUGCGCCCAGCAGCAGCACGACAGCCAGCUCCAGAGUUCCCGACUUGGCCAGCGAAAAGCCCGCUGCGGCUAAUGAAAUUCCAGGUACGACCAGAGACGUAAGUGCGCCAAAGAGCUUAUUGAUGAGUCUGCUGAGGCAGAAGCUAAGCCGCAUGGCGCUGGUCAAAAAGGCCACAGAGCAAAUGGCAACAAGCACCACCUCAGCACCCGACACGCAGAGCACAGCGCGGAUCACAACGACCAGCAGCUCGAAUGCAAACGGUAGCAGCAACUCGGAAUACUAUGAUGAUGAGGAUUACGACUAUGUUAACGAUGCGGAGGGCACGGCAGCAGCAAUUAAUCAGGAUGCACUUAGCACAGCAACAGCCAAGCGGCACUCCAUACACCCAUCGCUUAGUUUGCACGCACAGAAGCCGGGCCAAGCGUCGCCACAGGUAAGCGGCGACGGGUUAACGAGCGAGGCCAAGACGCCACAAGUAGAAAGAUUUGCAUCCAAGACACAAAGUGUCCCGCUGCCGAAAGCCGCAUUUCUUAGGCAAUCGGCCAAUGAGGUUAGCGAAAGCAGCACACAGUCAACAGCAGCUGCAGCAGCCACACGCCAAGAGAUCCUCACGGUGAACAAAAAGCCGUGGCUGCUGCAAGCCCAGAAUCAAAGUGUACACCUAGCGCCGCUACAAAUGGCCAGCCAUAACCCAGUGACUCAUACGAAUCGUUCAUUAUUAGAGUAUACGACAGACGACACAGACACGGAAAAGGUGCCCGAACUCAUACUGAAGGUAUAUGAGCCCAUCGAUGUGAAGGUCGUCUUCUGUCCCCGAAAUUGCGAUGAACAACACGAUCAUAAAUAUGACCCAGCUGAUAAUUAUAAGUCGAAUUGUACGAGCGGUUGUGAUACGCCCAAUCCUAAAACCAAUCACAGCGUAGAUUUAUGGUGGAAGCCGCUUAAGCUCAGCGACACGGCUGGUUUCCAGACAAUAACGUAG
Molecule: messenger RNA, 5544 nt
Organism: Drosophila novamexicana
Lineage: Eukaryota; Metazoa; Arthropoda; Insecta; Diptera; Drosophilidae
Gene: Mur2B
Product: mucin-2
Exons: 8
Coding region: 1-5544 (1847 amino acids)
Cellular component (GO): extracellular region
Molecular function (GO): chitin binding
Source: RefSeq, a predicted model, not a curated record